This is a messenger RNA of Closterium sp. Naga37s-1, 606 nucleotides long. The record is from the annotation of a GenBank genome assembly. NCBI's taxonomy places the organism in Eukaryota, Viridiplantae, Streptophyta, Zygnematophyceae, Desmidiales, Closteriaceae.
AUGGCGGUUGCCUCGCCGCGGCGCAGGUGGUUGUACGCGUCGUGGUGCGCCUUUCUCUGCCUGCUGCUGCUCUCCUUUAUCGCGACGGCGGUGGCGCCGUUGACAGGGCCGACAAAGGCGGAGUAUCUUGCGGAGCUCGACACCCUCAUUGCAAGGCUCAAGAUGCAAGGCUGUAGCAUCAUGGCGGAAGGCGUGUCGACCUUCAAGGGGCAAGUCGAGCAAGUCCCUGACAUUUCCUUCUCCGCAGGCUACCAGCAGCUAACCUUCCUCGCACCGUCCGACUUUUCUUUCGCAAAAGCAGCUUUUCGGCCGAAAGUCUCUGCGGUUGAUCGCGCAGAGAUUGUGAAGUACCAUACCUUAUCAGGGCUCUACAGCUUUGCGCAGCUUAAAGCCCUGCCCAACCGCAGCAAGAUACCCACUGCAGCGGGGAAGAGCAUAAUGAAGCACAGCGUGCGGGCCAGCUGGUAUUGGAAUCCGGGGACGAGUGUGGCUCUGAGCAGCCCGGGAGCGCAGCAGCUGUUUUGGGCGCAGGUGGACACGAGGAAGCUGUUCAAUGGCAAGUAUGUGAAGGGGCAUGUCAUUGACUGCGUUCUCGUUCCCAACUGA